CGACCUGAGGCGCGGGGGGCGCCCGAGAGCCGAGGACGCCGCUCCGGAGCGGGGCGGAGCGGAGCGGAGCCGGCGGCUGCCCUCGUCUCUGGCGGGAAAAGCCUGAGGCGAUUUCCUCCCUUUUUUAAGUGUUGUGGAGUCUGAGGAUGGGAGGUCGAGACGACUAAGUCCCACUGCCCUGUGACACUGUAGCCGGGGAACUGUCGAAGUCUGUGGUAAAAGGCUGAGAUUAAACCCAGGGGCUGAAACACUCGGUGAUUACUCUGUCAGUGAGCUGCACUCCAUCCCUCAUAGGAUAAAUCCAUGGGAUAAGAAAAGAUGGCGUCCAGAGUAAAUACCAGUUUCACUUUGAUACCCAACCAGAAAUGUAAACAACGUACUAACCAUCAACCCAGCUAUUUUUGCAACACCCCAGAUUUAGAUCCUCAAUUCUUAUCUACGCUUGGAAAUUUUAAGGUCUUACCAUUGGAAAUAUUCCACAUAAUUUUAAGAUAUUUGUCAGUGAAGGAUAUUGGCAUGUUAAGCAUGGUAUCCAAAACAGUCAGCCAGCACAUAAUUAAUUAUAUCUCAACCUCAUCCGGAAGUAGAAGACUUUUAAUACAGAACUUUCAUAACCUUGAUCUGUCUGGCACAAAAGAAGAGACUCGUCUACUAGAUCACUACAGAGCUCUAGGUCUACUGUUUAAAAGAUGCACCUUGCUGCUUCCCACCAAGGACAGACUAAAGUACAUUCACAAGAUCCUCUCAGAAGUUUCCUGUUUUAAAUUCAGUGGCUGUUCGGCUCCUUUGCAAUGUGUGGGAUUACCAUGUUAUGGGAUGUUUUUACAGACCUUAACAGCGGGUUGGGAUGAACUUGAGUGCCAUCGUGUUUAUAACUACUUAUGUGAGUUGACUAAUCUCUCCCGUAAGAUGCAGACUGUUGUCUGUAACAAACCAGGAAGUUCCCGAAAACUCGAGUUAAGGAUUAGACUGUUCUGUAGGAAUGUCCUACUUGAUCACUGGACACAGCGAAGUGAUUCUGCAUUUUGGUUGACUCGAAUAUUAAAACCAUGGCCAAUGGUGAAUCAGGCAAGAUUGCUAUAUAUUAUCUUUGGACCAACAGCUCCUCAAGAUGGGCAGGUGAUUUGGCAAGAAAUGGUAGAAGGGCCCACAGACGAAUCCAGUUUGAAAGGUUUGGCUAAUGCCAUUAAGUUACUCUAUGACACAAGUACCAAGGAGUGGACAGCAGAUGAUGUUAUCAGUCUUGUAGAUGAGCUAUCAGUGGUUCCCCGGGAGUGGCUUCUGGAGAAUAAUGCACGCCUCCUAAUCCUGAGCGGGAACAACAUCUGCUUCACUUUCAUGGCCAGUAAAGCUGUGAACGGACGGGCCAUUGAGCUCGCGAGGCUCAUAGUCUUUUUGGCUUUGGUGUGUGAGAAAGAGCUAUAUUGCAUGGACUGGACAGUUAGAAUGAUGCAAAAAGUCUGCAAAGUCUUCAGCACUGCAGCAGAGAGAAAGAGCUUCCUGCAGAGCGUGGCAAAUGCUUUUGCCUGUGUCACCAUGGAAAUGCUGCAGCCUAUUAUGUCUGGAGAGCGUGAUGAAGAUGACAGAGGCUUCCUGAAUUUGUUCCAUCUUCUGCAUGCUCAGGCGAACUUCCAUAAGGAGGUGCUGUAUUUGACCAUGAAUGCCUCCUCUUCCUAAAUCAAGAAGCUUGUCACUUAAAAAUUGUGUCUGCAGACUAGCGCUUAAGAGAGUGGCACUUUUUCACAUCCAAGGGUAGCACCUGUUGGACUUUUGAUAAUCUAAUUACCAGAAACUCCAGCUGCACAGGAUUUUAGCUGUAAUUGUUUCGCUCUGAUUAGUAUAAAAUAACAGGCAAACCCAAGAAUGUGUUGCUACUUUUCUGGAAAACAAGCUCUGCCUCUCCAGAUCUUGGUAAACUCAACAUCAAACCAAAGCAGAAUGUUAACUGUCCAAGAAUCUGCAGCCAGCUCAACCUGUUUGUGUGGCUCUUUGAAGCAAGAGCUAACUUGGCUUCAUUAAGAACAGAUUCACAUUCGUUAACUUGUGCUAUCUGUUCACUUUGCACCAGCUCAGCAAAUAUGGCCCAAAUAUUUUGUGAGGAUUUGUAAUACUGUGUUUUAGAAUGUGCAUUAUGUAAGUCACAUUCCGUACCACCUUCUUAGCAUAUGGUUACAAAAUAAAUUUUAUAUUUCAUUUA
Molecule: messenger RNA, 2197 nt
Organism: Peromyscus maniculatus bairdii (prairie deer mouse)
Lineage: Eukaryota; Metazoa; Chordata; Mammalia; Rodentia; Cricetidae
Gene: Fbxo47
Product: F-box protein 47
Molecular function (GO): protein binding
Source: RefSeq, a predicted model, not a curated record